AUGCACAACGGGGUGGGCAAGAACUCGGGCGAUGUCUCGGUAGAGAAUCGCCCGCCCACGACCGAGAUCGAUAGCGACGAGGCCAACCAGCUCCUCAGCGAGGACGAUGAUCAUGGCGACCAGGAGACCCUAUGUCGCAACGGGAAAAGGAAACGGCCCAUCUCGGUCUCGUGUGAGCUAUGCAAGCAAAGAAAGGUCAAAUGUGAUCGUGGUCAACCCUCUUGUGGUUGGUGUAGCCGAAAUGGCGCCGUCUGCGAGUACAAGGAGCGCAAGAAGCCUGGCUUGAGAGCUGGCUACGGUCGCGAACUCGAACAGCGUCUCGACAAGCUCGAAGAGAUCUUGCGCUCUCAUGCCGAGAUCCUUCAAGCCACUCUAGCAGCCAACACCAAUCCUGCUCUUGCUGCCAGCGUCCGACAUAGCAACCCAAGUCUUCCCAGCGAUCAAGGAACACCACGAGAUGGUCCUCACGUCUUUCGACCCUCCGAGCCCGUCCGUACCCCUCAGACCGACUCUGCUUUGUUUGGGCAGAAAGCUCCCAGCUCUGGUUUUGCGCCCAGCACCCAAAGCGUUGACUUUGGCGUCGCCCGUACUCCUGGUGUGAGCGAUGGCUUUCAGAAUGGGAACCAUGUGCAGCUGCCUCCCAUGACGGCGGCUUCUCAGAUCUCGCCCAUGCAGCCCAGCGCAGCUGCGCAAGACUACUACAACUCUGUACAACCCAAUAUUCAUUCUCCCACAGCAGCAAUGUCAGCAGCCCCUGGAACUACCACUCCCGACCGGGAUAUGCCACCCUACGACCUUCUCUACGCCCUUGUCGACCUCUACUUUAAACACAUCAACACCUGGUGCCCAAUCCUUCACCGCAAAACAACCCUAGAUACCCUAUUCGGUCCGUCUACACUCGACGAGACUGAUCGAAUCCUCCUCCACGCGAUUGUGGCAACGACAAUGCGCUACUCGACAGAUGCGAGAUUGACCGACGAACGACGGGAGCACUACCACAGGGUUUCCAAAGAACGAGUUCUCCUUUACGGCAUGGGAAACUCAUCAGUCAAGUCCCUGCAAGCUCUCGUCAUUCUCGCCCUCGAUCUCGUCGGUAGCGGCAAUGGGCCUCCGGGAUGGAACAUCAUGGCGCUCAUCACCCGCUCCGUGGUACAACUUGGCCUGGCUGUAGAAAUCACGUCGUCGACAGUGUCCCCCCAUUACCUCUCAAUUUAUACCUUGCGUGCCAUGACUCUUUCAGAGCCUAAAGACUUUAUUGAAGAAGAGGCGCGACGGCGACUCUUCUGGAUGAUUUACCUGCUGGACCGAUACGCAACGAUCGCAACAGCCUUCGAGUUCGCCCUCGACGACCGGGAAAUAGACAGGACGUUGCCCUGCCGCGACGAUCUGUGGAUCAAGAAUCAAAAGGUGGACACCAGGUGGUUCCGCACUGAUGUGAACCACUCGGGCUCCCCAGACCACGACAUCGACCAGCCCGAGAAUCUUGGCGCCUUUGCGUACUACAUUGAGAUUCUUGGCAUUCUUUCCAAGAUACACAAGUUCUUGAAGCAGCCAGUUGAUAUCAGUGCCUUAAGCGACGUGGAGCAAUGGCAGAUGCGGUACAAGGAGUUGGACAACAUGCUGACGUCGUGGAAGUUUGGCCUCCCCGGUGAGUUUGGCAACAUGGCCAAGCUCUUCCAUCCGGGCAGCAAGAACAUCAAUUGCGCCUGGGUCAUGCUUCACGCCACGUACCACACAGCUGUCAUCCGCCUUCAUUCGUCUGCCGCCUAUCCUACGACAAGGUCCCCCAUCUUCACCCCGUCUUAUAGUGCAUCUCAACGGUGCCACAGCGCCGUGGAGAAUGUGGCUGCGCUGGGGGAAUUCGUAGUGAAUAAUGGGAUGUUGGCCAAGCUGGGUCCACCAUUUGCAUUUACUCUUUGGGUGUCAGCACGGCUACUCCUUGUUCACGGCUCAACAGUUGAGCACAAACUGUCGCCUCAGAUUUCCUUCUUUGUCGACAGCCUCCGCGAUAUGGGUCGGUUCUGGCCUGUUGCCGCUCGAUACUGUCAGUUACUGCAAAGGGUCCUGGACGAGCACCGCGAUAGUGAGCGACAGGGCGAUGGCAUAACCCCCAGCUCUGUCAAGAUACUGUCUGACAUGCGACGCACGGCAUUCGAUCUGGACUUCCUCAUCUCUCGGCAGCCGAACCAGGGUGGAUCAGCGCUGAGUCGAUUGCCCAGUGUCACACCAGCGAGGACGCCAGCACCAAACGAACUUGAAUAUCUCGAUGUCUUUGACUUUUUCAACGUUCCUCGCCUGCCGUUCGGAGGCGAGAAUAUUGCUGGUGUGAAUGGAACUCCAGCGCCAGCAGACAACAGCAUGGAUACAUCCAAUGACAAUGGUCCUCCUGGCCUGGGGGCCUCGAACGAGUUUAAUAUCACCAACUUCAUGGUCGAUGCCAACAGCGAUUGGCUGUUUAAGCAGGAAGGGGGGUCGAAAUUUAUGACGACAACAUGA
Molecule: messenger RNA, 2496 nt
Organism: Fusarium keratoplasticum
Lineage: Eukaryota; Fungi; Ascomycota; Sordariomycetes; Hypocreales; Nectriaceae
Product: Zn(2)-C6 fungal-type domain-containing protein
Exons: 3
Coding region: 1-2496 (831 amino acids)
Biological process (GO): regulation of DNA-templated transcription; DNA-templated transcription
Cellular component (GO): nucleus
Molecular function (GO): DNA binding; DNA-binding transcription factor activity, RNA polymerase II-specific; zinc ion binding
Source: RefSeq, a predicted model, not a curated record